This is a messenger RNA of Arachis ipaensis, 504 nucleotides long. NCBI's taxonomy places the organism in Eukaryota, Viridiplantae, Streptophyta, Magnoliopsida, Fabales, Fabaceae. The record is from RefSeq and is a predicted model, not a curated record.
AUGGAGCUUCAUAUUUCAGAUUUUGGUACUGCCAACAUCAGGAACCUAGCUGAGGAUUCUUAUACUCAUUCUGAUUUCCCUUGGCAAAAGCUUUCAGCACGUAUAGCUGGUACUACUGGCUAUAUGGCACUAGAGUGUGCAUAUGCAACAGUGCCAAGCAGAACUUUUGACGUAUAUAGCUAUGGAGUAGUGUUGCUUGAGCUAAUAACCGGAAAAAGAGCAUUAGUUUAUGAAAAUAAACAUAUAGUGAGUUGGGUUAGAUCUGUCUCGGAUGAUAAAACAAACAAAAUUGACAAGAUUGUUGUUUCAUACCUUGCAGCUUCAUUUCCCAAUUCAGCAGUGUUGGAAAGCCAAAGGUGUGAUCAUAUAGAUAAUGAUAAUAAUGAUAGUGCUGAAGUUGCUGUAGAUGUAGCACCACAAUCACCAUUCAAUAAUGAACCAGAUAUUAGUACUAAUCCAGUUUUCAACACUCAGGGUGAGGGAGACUCCUAUGUGCUUGAAUAA